CUCGCGUAGUGCACACGUCUCACAGACCUUUCACGGUCCACAUGUGAUAACUUUCACUUGUAGUUUUGUGACUGUGUGCACUUCUAUGAAACUGCCUUUAGGACUUGAGUGUUCCAAUAUGGGUUUUUGCGAAACAGCGAGGCGAAGACUCUAGGCCAAUUACCGAGGCUGGUAACCGUGCAGAGCUAAGAUCAUAAUGUUUUCUUUAUGUCGUCGAUACAAAGAUGAACACGAACAUGGCGGAACACAAAUCAAAGGAGGUUACAUGCUGCGUUAUAAACGUAAAUACUUGUGGAACUCCUGGUCCGAGGAGUGGGUGGUGCUGUACGAUGACUCCACAAUGGCCUGGUUCAAGGACGCGUCUGGCAAGUGCAUGGCAACACAGAAGCACCUCUUGAUGGCCCUCGGCUCCCGCAGGGAUCCCGGGAAAGUCGUGUGGAUGCUUGCCAAAUCUGACGCUGAAAUGAAGGAAUGGAUGGCUGCAAUAUCAAAAACACUGCCCCCGCCGCCCCAUAUCGAGUUAGUUAUGUCAAUGCCUUACCUUCGCACUGCCUUCAAGCGACCAACUGUCAGAGUUAGACCGACACCAUCAGAGGCGUACAAUCGUAACGCUCGCAAUGCCGUUGGCGCGCUCGACGGGCGUGGUCUGGUCGCCGUGAUCAAGCGCCAGGUCCCGCUGGCCGGCCAGCUGAACCACGAGCUGGCCUGGGGACAGGGCUGGGGCUGGGUCACUCUGCCCAACGGCGUGUGGAGUGGAAGACUCACGUGGUCCCAAGACGGAGACGACUUCGCGCUCCACGCGAUGCCAAUCAUGCACCACACCAACGUCUCCCAAGCAUGCUCCAUGCUGGACGGGGUCACGGCCUACGAGUGUUCUGCGUAUGAACAGGCUCUAGCGGAGUACGACGACACUGCCACCACCUCCGACGAUUGGGACUUCGGAGUAGACUGCGGGGACUUUAUGAUGUAGACUGAAUUCAAGUCGAUGCAAUAAUUUAUCUUUCCAGCUCUCAUUUACGGAUUGCUUUUAUGUUUGUUGAUAUAGAUUCAAUUGAUGAGAUAGAUGGGUAGUUCGUUUAGCAAGGCAGAACGGCGUAUAUUUAUGUUGUACUUAAAAUUUUCUUACAUCGCGAAAGUGCCAAAACAAUUCUUUAUACUGCUAAGCAGUAUUUUUUUAUUCGAGAUUACUCCUUGGUUUUCCUUAUUAUUGAUCCACAUUACGAGUGCUGGUCACAAUACUUAUUACACUGAUGUGCCAAUUAUUGAUUAAAUCUAUUGAAGAGCGUCUUAUGAAUUUUAUACAAUGACCAUUUAUGGUUAACGCGAGAGAGUUAUUUAUAAACCGAUAGACGAAUUAUGAUCGGUCGUAUUUUCAGUAAUAGUUGCAUGCUCUUUAGCUAACUGUGUUGUCAUAGAGAUGUGUGUAGACGAUAUAACUAGAUUUUCGUAUUCUGCUCUACGGCCUACGACACUGUAGGUUAUCAAUUGUCUUAGCCAUAGACCUCUUUAAGCACUGUAGUCGAUUCUAAGAACCCCGUAUUUGGUAGUCGAAACAUUGUGUGCAAGUCUAUACAUCUUCCUUUUAUACGUUUUGUACGUUUUGAUGUUAAAUAAAAGUACGAUUUUGGGUUAUUUGUGUACCUUUGAACGAUUCACUCAAUAACGAUAAACCUUUUUGAAUAUUUUAUGAAACACGUAUCCAGGGUAAUGAGUCUGCAUAUUCCCAAUGAAUUUUAAUAUUCAACACAGUCGUACGAUAAUCGCACAAAAUCAAAUUGAAUUGCAAACGUCUAAUGAAUAUUUUUUUAUUUUUAUAGAAUAAGUGACUUGCUUGAUCCCUGAUAACACCAAUUAUAAGGACUAGAAUUUAAAUGAAAGAUCUAUUUUAGACGUAAGUAAUCGAUGUUAGGAUGUAGUGAAUGUGGUCGGUAGAAUCCCUCCAUUACUCCAAUAUGAUUGAUGAUGAUGAUUAUUAAAAUAUAUGAAAUCCCCAAAUAAUUAACAUUAAAUAACAAAAUAAAUGUUAAACAAUUGAUUCAAAACAAACGAAAUUAUCGAGAAAACGGACUCCUGUGGUUACAGACCAGGUUAAAUUUACACGAGGAUAAAUCAUUCCACGACCUUUACAACGUAAUUAUAAAGUUAUACUUAGGGUCUUAGUACAAUUAUUAAUGAAAUUGUAUACUUAGUCGCUAAAAUCUUCCGACCUACCCAAAGACUGCCUAACGUAUGUUACCUGGUACAUGCGUGUGUUAGUGUGGCGUGGAGACCUCGGUUAGUUCCCCUGCCCUGCCAUUUACAUUGUAGACAUUAUUAUAGACAUAUAAAUUAAUCAAAUAAUGCAUCAUUUUGAUCGCAACGAAUGUCGCUUCAAUGUAAACUCGACGAAUUAAACAUAAAAAUAAAAACAAAUCUUAUACUCAAUAUACUCAAAUACUAUAUCUCAACUCAUACCGUUUUAUCCGUGAAUCAAAAUAGUUAAUACGAAACAAUGCAACACAAAUUUUCAACAAUGAAUUGUCUAAAUAAUAAUGCUGCAAUGUAGCAUUAGAUGUUGUAGGAAAAUAUUGAAUAUUCAUUAUUAUAGUAAAGUAAAGUUUAGUCGAACAUGAAAAAGUUUAAGGGCACCUUAUAUGUCUCAGUUAUUCUUAUACUUUUAAUAAUUGUGCUGCUUAUUUGCAAUUUUUGUUCUAAAUGUUUUAAAAGUAUUAUUUUUAAAUGUACCUCUGAACUAUUAAUAUUGAUGAAUUCUUUUGACGCUGGUAUCGUCGAAAAAGUUAUAAAUAGUGAUAUUAUAUUUUUGUACAAUUAAUCGCGUUUUAAAUGGGUUAUAUUAUUCAUAUGUAUCUAAUUAGUAUGUAUUAGUGAAGCAAUUCGUCUGGCUGAUAAUGUGUAGAAUCAAUUACUGGAACCUAAUAUAUGAAUCUACAAACGACAUAUUUUGGCCAUAUUUUUAACUGUCACCAUCGAUUUACUUUGUCCAACACGGCUACUGAAAAAUUCAGCCAACGCCUCGCAUUUAAAAUACACAUAAUUCGGAUGUUUUAUUUCAAUGCUUUCCAAAUUGUGUUUUACAUUCAAAAUUGUAUUUUUAUACUGCAAUAUAUUUCUUAUGCAUUUAACUUAUGAUAUCUAUAAAAUACAAUAAUGUUAUACUGUUCUGUCACCUUUAAAACGC
Zerene cesonia (dogface butterfly) is the source of this 3178-nucleotide messenger RNA. RefSeq lists its product as uncharacterized. Gene Ontology annotation, cellular component: membrane. The record is from RefSeq and is a predicted model, not a curated record. Bases 197 to 970 code for a protein of 257 amino acids. The transcript has 10 exons. Gene Ontology annotation, biological process: regulation of cell differentiation. Lineage: Eukaryota; Metazoa; Arthropoda; Insecta; Lepidoptera; Pieridae.